AACUGACAGUAUGUCAUGAAUAUACCGUUUUUCGUCGAUAAAAAUGGGAAAAGAUUAUUACAAGAUUUUGGGCAUUCCAAAAAACUCAUCCGACGACGAAAUAAAAAAAGCCUACCGGAAACUAGCGCUGAAAUAUCACCCUGAUAAAAAUAAAUCACCAGGAGCUGAAGAGAAGUUCAAAGAAGUCGCGGAAGCCUACGAAGUCCUGUCCGACAAGAAGAAACGGGAUAUUUUCGAUGAGUUUGGAGAAGAAGGUUUGAAAGGAGGUAUUUCUGGCGGAACAACGGGGGGACAAUUUGGCAACGGGACUUUCAGUUAUACUUUUCACGGGGAUCCCAGGGCUACUUUCGCUCAGUUUUUCGGAAACGUCAACCCGUUCCAAGACCUGUUCGGGAUGGAUGAUCCUUUUCAAAAUGCCGGUGGGGCUGUCGAUGACCCAUUCAGCCAUUUCUUCCACAUAUCCAGUAACCAUAGGAGUCCCAGCAAUCAGCGGAAUAGUAGGCAGCAAGACCCCCCUAUUGAACAUGACUUGUACAUACCUUUGGAGGAUAUCAUGACAGGUUGCACCAAACUCAUGAAAAUCAAUCGCAAAGUCAUAAGAAAUGGUGUUCAAGUGAAAGAGGACAAGAUGUUGGAGAUCAAUGUGAAGCCAGGUUGGAAAGCAGGAACCAAAGUGACUUUUCCAAAGGAAGGUGACCAGGGUCCGAAUAAAAUCCCUGCUGACGUGGUGUUCAUUAUUCGGGAUAAACCGCAUAAAUUGUUCAGAAGAGAAGGUAGCGACAUCAAGUACACCGCCAAAAUAUCUCUACGAGAAGCCCUGUGCGGUUGCACAGUUACCGUUCCACUUCUGGAAGGCGGGUCCAUCUUCCUGGAUUACUCUCGAGAAGUCGUUACUCCCGAGACCGCGAAGAGGAUUCCCGGCAGGGGAUUACCCUUGCCGAAAGAGCCGUCACAGCGCGGGGAUCUGAUCGUAAACUUCGAGAUUCGCUUUCCGGAUCGGAUUCCAGAAAAAACCAAGAGGAUGUUGGCAGAAGUUCUGCCAUGAAUAGGCGAGUGGUUGAGUGCUGUUUGAGUCCGGAUGCGAUGGAAGAUCGAUAGGUUUGAGGAAAGUUCGUUUUAGACUUGAAAAACAAGUUUUGUGUUGACUCUAAUGGUUACUAGUAAGGCAUUUCGUGGAAAUUAUAACAUUAAUAUUAUGUGUAAGGCAGAAAAUUAUAUAAAUAGUUUCUUUACU
Leptinotarsa decemlineata (Colorado potato beetle) is the source of this 1234-nucleotide messenger RNA. Its product is annotated as dnaJ protein homolog 1. Gene Ontology annotation, molecular function: protein-folding chaperone binding. The record is from RefSeq and is a predicted model, not a curated record. Lineage: Eukaryota; Metazoa; Arthropoda; Insecta; Coleoptera; Chrysomelidae. Gene Ontology annotation, cellular component: cytosol.